This is a messenger RNA of Chironomus riparius, 1788 nucleotides long. Lineage: Eukaryota; Metazoa; Arthropoda; Insecta; Diptera; Chironomidae. The record is from the annotation of a GenBank genome assembly.
AUGUUGUCAUCGACAGUGAACGACAUUGCUGAAUGUGUUGGACAUGACAGUGCUGUGGUUGUUAAUGAUUUCAAAGUCCCAUUGACCGAACAAACCUUGAAGAAGGCAGCAGUGGUGAUUUUUACAUUCAAACAGUUUAAUGAGGUAAUAGUCAGCAACUUCAUUCAGUAUCGAUACUCGUCCAAAAACACUGUCUGGCAUUUUAUGGCUAAACUUAUCAUCAUCGUACCGAAAGGACAUUCACAAAGAGACACAUUGACGCGAGCUAUUGAAGUGUGUGUAAUUGUUGGUUUUCAUAAUGUUGUCGUCAUUCAAGAAUCUAAAGGUGGAGACAUUCAAGUCAGUUUGUAUGCAAACUUAAUAAGUCAUGAGCUGACUGUGCUGACUCAACCAAAAGCAUCAGACAUCUUUCCAAACAAACUUAAAGACAUGAAAGGUUUCGCAUAUAAAGUUUCAGUCUUUCAACAAAGACCUCGACUUGUGAUCAUCAAUGGCUCUAUAAGGAACUAUUUGACGUACUUUAUGUCAGCUGUUAAUAAUGCUCAAAAUUCAACCACAAAGUAUAUUUUUGUUAAGAACCAAAAGGAUAUUGUUGAUCAGAUUUCAUAUCGUGAAAUGGACCUGACAUUCAACACUCCAAUUCACACAAGAAAUCCAGAACCUCCUUUGCUUACUUACGAAGAGAAUGGCUUCUGUGCAUUAAUUCCAGUGCCACCUAAAAUUCCAAUGAUUCAGUCAAUGUUCAUCGAGCCUUUUGAUGGUCUUACUUGGUUGUUCCUGGCUCUCACUAUAGCUUGCUCAGUUGCUGUGUUUUGGAUGUUUCGUGGUCGCGGUGCUGUCGAUUCUCCUUGGCUUCUUGGUUAUGGCAUGUUUGUCAUGUUCAUCGGUCAAGGUGUCGAUUUCAGUCGCAAAAAUCGCUUAGUGCUGACUAUUCUUCUGCAGUUGAUCAUUGUGAUGGUUUGGAUACUCUGUAAUGCGUACGAAGGUGUCAUCACAUCCUUCAUGAUCCAACCAAUUCAAGAAAACCGACUAAAGACAUUUGAUGACUUAGCAGCUUCUGAUCACAAGAUCAUGACUGAUGGCGUUUUUGCAUCAAAAAUAUCCGAAUCUGAAGCAUAUAAAGUGCUUAAACCAAGGAUGAACACAUCAGCUGCUAGACUUGGUGCACAGUUCUCAAUUGAGCUGACUAAGAAAAACUACGUGUUUAUCCUGACUUGUGAUCAAGCCGAGAUCCUGAAUAUUGGAUAUCUUCCGCAUGCAUCGAGGAAAGUUUCUUAUUUUUACUAUUUGAUGCCUCAUAAAUUUAUCCCGUUCCUAAUCGAGCUUCAAGCUGGCUACAGUAAUCCAUUUAUUGAGAGACUUCAGUAUUAUAUGGACUUGUCAUAUCAAGCUGGUCUGAUGCAAAUUUGGAAGAUUUAUGAGCAUAAUCCAUAUAAGCUUGAAAUAAAUAGAGAAGGUCAUAUGGAACCAACCCUACUUGGACUUGAAGACUUGUCACAAGUAUUUACCAUCCUUAUUAUUAGUUAUGUGCUGUCUAUUGUUCUGUUUUUAUUUGAGAUCUUCUUUCAUGACAUCUUAGUGCAGUUUAGACUGUCUCAUCUUGCACGGAAGUUAAAGAAUCGAGUACAUCAGCUAGCAUACAGGAAGAGAAAGCAGGCAAGGCAUCCAAAGUAUCAAAAAGGUGCACUUUACUACAUCAUUCAUAGACGCAAGAGAGUCAAGCGAUUGAAGCCAAAGAAGUUGAAAGUUCGAAGGGUUUAUGUCGAGCCUAGAUUCCCUAUGGAUUAA